UCCAUAGAAUCCAAUCUCCUCUCAUCUUUCGCCUCCUGUUCUUGUUUUUCUACCCCCCUUUAGACUGUACAUCUUUCUUUAUCUAAUAUGAUUUGUAAAUCGCCCCUCAUGCCCUCUAACGAAGCCUUCACCGCCAUCCCCCGCACCGUCCGCGUUCUUAUCGUCGGCGGAUCGUAUGGGGGAUUGAGUUCAGCCCUUGCUCUUCUCGACCUUUGCGGUGGCCGUCUGGCUCGUUUCAACUUUAAUGCCGACUCUCAGCCCCCUGAGAGCCAGAUUCCUGUCGAAAUCACUGUGGUGGACGAAAGGGAUGGCUUCUAUCACCUGAUUGGAUCUCCUAAAGCCCUGGCUUGUGAUCAAUUUGCCUCGAAGACCUGGAUCCGAUUCCAAGAUAUUCCCGCGCUGCAGUCGCCAAACGUUCGCUUCCUCAGAGGUACCGUUAACGCGGUUAACUGUGAGGAGAAGUCGGCGCAAAUUCUUGACCUCGACACGAAGGAACCUCGCGAGGAGCGCUAUGACUUCUUGAUUGCUAGCUCUGGUCUUCGUCGCGUGUUUCCUACGGUCCCUCAAUCGUUGCUCAGACAUCAGUUCCUUGAGGAGGCGAAGCGCCACAAGGAGGAUAUCCAGAAGGCGCAUGAUGGUGUGACGAUUAUUGGAGGAGGCGCUGUUGGUGUUGAGAUGGCUGCAGAGCUCAAGGUCCUGGACCCCAAGCAGAAAGUGACUCUGAUUCAUUCGCGGGAGCGCUUGCUCUCUGCGGAGCCUCUGCCCGACGACUUCAAGGAGCGUGUGGCUUCCGUCCUCCGCGAAACCGGUGUUGAAGUCGUCUUGGGCCGCCGAGUGAUUGAAACCACUGCCGUCGAGACGGAGGGAGAGAAGCGGACAUGGCAACUCACGUUGUCGAACGGCAUGCAGCUCAAGACCGGCCAUGUCAUGAACGCUGUUUCGAAAUGCAUCCCUACCUCGUCCUAUCUGCCGAAGGAGACCCUGACGCAGGAUGGUUACGUGGAUAUCCAGCCAACCCUGCAAUUCCCGGAACGCGCUCCCAACUCCGAAAGCCACUUUGCCAUCGGUGAUAUCGCUUUGUGGGCCGGUAUCAAGCGCUGUGGCGGUGCCAUGCACAUGGGUCACUAUGCGGCCACCAACAUCCACCAGAUCAUGCUGUCCCAGCGUACGGGUGUCAAGCCUGAAUUCAUGACCCUGCAGCAGACGCCGCCCGUGAUUGGACUUGCUCUUGGCCACACGGCCGUCACCUACACCCCUGCUGAGGGGACUCGACACGGCGAGGAAUUGAUGGCCUCUAUGUUUGGUGAGGAUAUGGGUCAUACUAUUUGCUGGAACUACAUGAAGCUGUCGGAGCCGUGCCAAUGUUAAACAACAUCAGCGUCGACUAAUCGAGAGGGCAUUGCUGCUAUCUGAAAUCGAGGAAGCAGGUGCCGACCGCGAGACGCGAUCUGAUUUUAUAAUUCUCUUUCUUGUGUCCUUGUUGAGGAUAUCAUUGUGUUUUGGAAAUUGAUGCUUCAGGAAAAGCAUCCAUUUGAAGCAGGUCUUGCAUACAAGCAUAUUUUGUUAUUUGUUGGGUCAUUCUUGGGUUACUGGAGUUAUGUGGUCAUUUGAGCUUGGGUGGUAGUGUCUUAUAUUAGC
Molecule: messenger RNA, 1638 nt
Organism: Aspergillus melleus
Lineage: Eukaryota; Fungi; Ascomycota; Eurotiomycetes; Eurotiales; Aspergillaceae
Product: putative pyridine nucleotide-disulfide oxidoreductase AMID-like
Exons: 5
Coding region: 88-1368 (426 amino acids)
Cellular component (GO): cytoplasm
Molecular function (GO): electron-transferring-flavoprotein dehydrogenase activity; flavin adenine dinucleotide binding
Source: RefSeq, a predicted model, not a curated record